AUGAGGCAUCUUAGCGAACCAUUGUUCGAAAAAGACUUCCUUUCACAGUUGCCAGAGGAGAUUGCUUGUCGUAUCAUCGCCUACUUGACACCGUGCGAUUUGAUGACUUGUGCUGGCGUUUCGCGGGCGUGGCGGCGGCUUUGUGAAGAUGAUCGGACGUGGCGACAGGAAUGUUUGGAGAGAGGAUAUGUGAAAUUUGACGCACCAAGUUUUUGUUUUCUCGGAGGUUGGGCGACGAAUCGAGCAAAUGAGCAAGGGGGAAUCGCAAUCUCCUCACAUAUGACCUUUCAGGAAGCACGUCAAAAUCGACGAGAACGCGAGAUCGCAUAUGGAAAAUGUUAUGAGCGAUCAUCAUGGAAGUCACUGUACUUGCGGAAGAAGCGAAUCAUUUCAAACUGGCGAUCCCGAGCGAUUCAAUCAAGCACUGUCCAAAAGGUCUAUAAAGGGAUCUUUCGUCUACAAGUUCACUCUGGUCGUAUUAUUACUGGUUCUGCUGAUAAUACGUUGCGGGUCUGGAAUGUUGAUGAUACUCAGCCGGCUUUCACUCUAACUGGCCAUAUGGGUCGUAUUUUGACAUUUCAAAUGAGCGAUGAUGGCAAAUACAUUAUCAGUGGCUCGGCUGAUCAAACGGUGCGCGUUUGGUGUGGUCAAACCGGUUUCCAGCGUGAUGUUCUACAGGGGCAUACGGGUACUGUUAACUGCAUAAGUCUACAUGGAACAACUCUUGUUUCUGGAUCGGGCGAUCAAACGCUCCGUGUAUGGGACAUUAUCGACGGGAAAUGCCUUCACAUUUUGACUGGCCACUUGGCGGAGGUACGUUUUGUGCUAUUUGAUGGGAAACGGGUUGUUUCUAGUGCUGAUGGUGAUGAUUUUACCGUAAAGGUUUGGAAUGCACACACGGAGGAGUGUUUGUAUAUGUUGAAGGGCCACACGGAUACAAUCCUUUCACUUUUGUUUGAGUCAGAGCGUGAUCUUGUCGUGUCGGGUAGUCGUGACGGAACGAUUCGCGUCUGGGAUGUGCGAAGAGGAAGUUCGAUGGAUGGCUUGGUCAUGCUGUGGGAUGUGGAUAAAGGUAUCUUCGUUCGUGAUCUCGUUCGUCUUGCAUCGUGUGGAUAUGGCGGUUACAAUUGGCUUCUCAAAGCGACUGAAACAUUGCUCGUGGGUGCAUUUGAAGCGAGAUUGGCAGAGAGCACAAAUCUCAUCUUCAUCGAUUUUGACGCAGCGUAUCCG
Mesorhabditis belari is the source of this 1230-nucleotide messenger RNA. NCBI's taxonomy places the organism in Eukaryota, Metazoa, Nematoda, Chromadorea, Rhabditida, Rhabditidae. The record is from the annotation of a GenBank genome assembly.